CAGCCUCUGACUCGUAAGUACCCAUGUGCCUCUCUCGGCUCUCAAGAGCCGUCACCCAUUCAAACGACACUUGCUGAUCUUCAGCACGACCAACAGCUGCGUUCGACUUGCAUUGCAGAAUUAUAUCAAUGUUUCUAGACAAGGCCAUUGGUUCUUUGGUAUUCUCUCAUCCUCAUAGCUAUCUUAUAGCUCACUCCUGUAAAGCGAGUCUACAUCACAUUGAGGGUUGUUGAGAGCCAAGGUAUCUUUGUGGACUAGGCCUGUAUCUGAGGGGGUUCACUCACCAUGGCCUUUUCGACGAGGACGCUGCCCGGCCAUAUGCGCCAGGGGUCUGCUAGUGGUAAUUCCAACGCACAGUCUACGGGCCAGUCAGCGACACUCCUAGCGCGUGUAGAUGAGAAAAAGGCCGAGUUGGAGAAUCUCAAGGAACUUCGAGAUCUUAGUGCCGCCGUCGCAAACCAGAUGGAAGCUCUACAGCAAAAGCUGGCAACAUUGUCUGACGGGACAGAAGCGAUUGCAACUGUGAUCGGCAACUGGCAUAAUGUUUUACAAGCCAUUAAUAUGGCGUCGGCUAAAAUCCCUGGCGCACAAGCAGCACAAAGUGAUGAACCUAGUAUCGAAGAAACCGAGCUGCCACUGCCCCAAACUCUGGUCCGCAUACCGACGGAACACGCACCUGCUCUGCAAGCACAGGCUGAACUCGCAAUGGAGGAUGAGCAGAGCACUCCUACCCCUGCACCUUGAAUUAAGCAACUACACGCGGCCUCUAUCCUGUCCUAGUGUGGCAGCAGCGGAUUAUUGAAAGGUUAAACCCAGUUCCCCGCAGAGCGAGAAGACAUGCUCAUCUGUAGUCCAAAAGUGCAGGAAGGUGAACUAAUU
This is a messenger RNA of Xylaria bambusicola, 879 nucleotides long. RefSeq names its product DASH complex subunit Dad2-domain-containing protein. Gene Ontology annotation, cellular component: mitotic spindle; mitotic spindle midzone; mitotic spindle pole body. NCBI's taxonomy places the organism in Eukaryota, Fungi, Ascomycota, Sordariomycetes, Xylariales, Xylariaceae. The record is from RefSeq and is a predicted model, not a curated record. Bases 286 to 744 code for a protein of 152 amino acids. The transcript is spliced from 3 exons. Gene Ontology annotation, biological process: attachment of spindle microtubules to kinetochore; mitotic cell cycle.